Molecule: messenger RNA, 3335 nt
Organism: Hansenula anomala
Lineage: Eukaryota; Fungi; Ascomycota; Saccharomycetes; Phaffomycetales; Wickerhamomycetaceae
Gene: SMC6
Product: DNA repair protein SMC6
Exons: 2
Coding region: 85-3204 (1039 amino acids)
Biological process (GO): double-strand break repair via homologous recombination
Cellular component (GO): site of double-strand break; nucleus; Smc5-Smc6 complex
Molecular function (GO): damaged DNA binding; single-stranded DNA binding
Source: RefSeq, a predicted model, not a curated record
GAUCAAUUCUUGAGUCAAAAAGUUGAUUUUACUAAAAGUAAAAGAGCUAAAUAUUUUGCCAAAUUCUCCCAAGCACCUACAACAAUGACACAAGCUGAUCCAACAAAAGUUGCAGGUGUUAUUAAACGUGUUUCAUUGAAAAACUUUAUGUGUCAUGAAAAUUUUGUUUUAGAAUUUGGUCCUAGAUUGAAUUUCAUCAUUGGUCAUAAUGGGAGUGGUAAGAGUGCCAUUUUGACAGGUAUUUCCAUUUGUUUAGGUGCAAAAGCCUCAGAAACUAAUAGAGGUUCAAGCUUGAAAGAUUUGAUUAAAGAAGGUGCUAAUAGCUGUCACAUUCAAGUUGUCCUUGCAAAUGAAGGUGAUGAAGCCUUUGAGCCUGGUAAAUAUGGGUCUGAAAUUAUCAUUGAAAGGGUUUUAAGACGUGAUGUUCAAAGUGCCCCAUACACAUUAAGAUCUGAAAAUGGGAAAAAAGUGUCACAAAAGAAAGCUGACUUGGACGCGAUCUUAGAUUACCAUAAUAUUGCUGUCAAUAAUCCUAUGGCUUUCUUGUCUCAAGAUGCUGCUAGAUCAUUCUUGACUGCUAGUACAGAUGAACAAAAGUACAAAUUUUUCAUGAGAGGUACAUUGAUGGAUGAGAUUCACCAAAACAUUAAGAAAUCAAGAGACCAAGUUGAUAGUAUGGAGUUGAAAAUUAUACGUAUGAAGGAGGCUUUACUUCGUUUGAAGGAUGAUGCACGUGACGCAAAGAAACUGCAUGAUCGUUUGAUAUCAUCUAAUGAUUUACGUGAAAGACAACGUAUUUUGCACGGGAAAUAUUUUUGGAUGCAAGCUGAUAAAGCUCAAGAUAUAGUGAACGAAGUUAGAGAAAGUCAACUUGAAAUACAAAGCACCAUCGAACAGUUGGAUAGAUACAUCAAGGACUAUGAAUCUAAGAUUGCAAAUUUUGAUAUCAGUAAAGAGGAUUUGAGAUUCAAAAAGGAACAUGCUGAAACGGUUUACAACGAUGCGUUGGCUAGUGCUGGAUCUAAAAAAUCAGAAAGAGAUGUGUUUGGUCAUAAAGUCGAGGCAACUGUUCGUAAAAUGAAAGAAACUGAAAAAUUGAUUCGUGACAAUAAGAUGAGAAUCGCUGAUAUAGACAAAGAUAUAAGAAAAGAGGAAGAUAAGAUAAGAGAAAGAAAUGGUGGUUCAAGAGAAGCUUUGGAAAAUGAGUUUGAGAACCUUAAAGGUAGAGUGAAUGAAAUUGAAGGUGAAAAGCAGCAAAUUUCUGAAAAUCUAGCUUCUGCUGACAGCCACAAGGAGCUAUAUAAUGAUCUUCAAAGUCAAAUAGAUGAAAAACAUCAGGUUAUGCGGAAUUUACAAGGCUAUAUAAAAAAUGCGAAAAGCUCUAAAGUUGAUGAACUUGCACCAUAUAAAGAUCCAGUCAAAAGGGUAGUAAAUGAUGUGAAAAGGGGACGUUUUCAUGGUCCAGUGUUGGGGCCUGUUGGUACUUUUUUGUCAGUGAAACAAGGUUUUGAAGACUGGGCUUCAUUGGUUGAAUCAAGAAUUGGGCCUAAUUUGAAUUCAUUCAUUGUGGAAAACGUUAGUGAUCAAAGACAACUACAAAGUAUUUUCCGUAAACACCAUGUUCGUGCCAACAUUGUGCUUAGAAAACCAGAGGAAUUCAACUAUUCAUCUGGUAUUCCAGAUAGAAGAUAUACUACAGUUUUAGAUACACUAGAAUUCAGUAACCCAGCAGUGAAGUUUGCCUUGAUUGAUACAGCAAAAAUUGAAUCCAUUGUUUUGAUCGAAGAUAGAGUUGAAGCACAGCGUGUUCUAGAAAGUCACACCCCAAAUGUGCAGAUGAUCAUUUCCAAGAAAGAUAAAUAUACAGGUCAAGUCUCAAGUAUAAAUAGGAAUGGUGCCUUCAGAGUUGAUCCGCUGUAUAUUGACGGUUCACAACUACCAAAACUAAGACCAAAAGACAGAUCACAAAAUGCUCAAGUUAUGGAAAAUAGAUUGAAGGGGGAACAAGCACAACUUCGUGAUCUUGAAGCCCAGAAAGACCAAAUUACACAAAAUAUCAAUGCUGAAAGAGCUCAUUUUACAGCAAAGAAGAGAAACUUGGAAAUUGAAGAGAAACGAAUCAAGUCAAGAAUCUAUAACAUCCAACAGAAACUUAAUGAUGAUGCUGAUUCUGGUAAAUUAGAAGGUUUGAAAGAAGAUAGAGCCUCAUUUGAAGACGAAAUCAAGGUUUAUGGUGCCACGACUGGUGAACUUCAAGAAGAAAUCUUGAAAUUGAAAGAGCAGUUAAAACAAAAGGGUGAUGAGUACGAAGAACUCAAAGCUGCUAGUAAAGCUGCAAAGGAUGAAGUUUAUUCUAUUCAAAAGAAAAUCAUGGAUUUUGAUAGUGAGAAAGAAUUAAACAUUACCAAAUUACAACAUUUUGAAAAAAGUAAGCAAAAAAGACUUGAAGAAGCUCAAGCUAUGACAGAGAAUUUACCUGCAUGGGAAAAGAAUAUAGAGGAGAAUAUUUUACAAGCUGAAGAAUCAUGUGAGAAGCAAGAAGCUGACUCCAUACGUUUAGAUUCUGUUGAAGCUGUUCAAGAUGCAAUUGAAAAAGUCACUGCUCAGGUCGAGAAGGCAAAUGAAGAUUUAGGAAAGACUCCAGAGCAAAUUGUGAAUGAUGAUGCUGCUGCAAGGGAAAAAUAUGCUGAAGCCAAAGCCCAAUUUGAUAAUGCUGUUGCCAAUAAAACAUACUACCAUUCAUCUCUAAAUGAUAGACUCAAAGCAUUCAGAGAAUCAAGAGGUGUUACAUUUUUGGAAGCUGAUAUGGAUUUCAAACAGUCUCUUCAAUUCAGAAAUUUCACUGGUAAUUUAGAUUUUGAUGUCAACAAGAACAAAUUAACCAUGUAUGUCAGUACCAAAAAUGAUAAAAAACCAAGACAUGUUGAUUCGUUAUCUGGUGGUGAAAAGUCAUUUUCACAAAUUUCAUUGUUGUUGGCCACUUGGAAACCAAUGCGUAGUCGUAUUAAAGGUUUGGAUGAAUUUGAUGUUUUCAUGGAUCAAGUCAAUAGAAAAAUUGGUAUGAGAUUAAUGCUUGAUAAGUUAUCAAAGGAAAAUUCACAAACCAUUUUCAUCACACCGCAAGAUAUUGGUCAAAUUGCUGAGUUGGAUGAGAGAUUUGUUCGUAUACACAGAAUAAGAGAUCCAAGAGCUGCUAGAAGCUGAAUAUGAGUGCGACGUUAAAUAUUUAUGCUGUUGUUAUUUUAAUCGAUUAUCUGUUCUUACUUUAAAUUGUAGCAUAUAGAGAUCAGUGUCAUUCAUUUAUCAAAUAAUUCUAUUCUUCAUCACUUUCAUCU